GUUACGUCAGCACGUGCGAGCCGCGGGGUAGGAUCUCCGGACCAGAAGGGGUGCGCUUCUUGCGCGUGUGGGCCGGGGCUUGGCUCUCUCGGCGUUCUAGAGUUCGGACCUCAUGGCGGAGAUCAUUCAGGAGCGCAUAGAAGAUCGACUCCCCGAGUUGGAACAGCUGGAGCGCAUAGGGCUGUUCAGUCGUGCGGAGAUUAAGGCUAUCAUUAAGAAGGCUUCAGAUCUAGAGUACAGGAUACAGCGAAGAGCUCUUUUCAAGGAAGACUUUAUCAAUUAUGUUCAAUAUGAAAUUAAUCUUUUGGAGCUGAUCCAGAGAAGAAGAGCUCGCAUUGGGUAUUCAUUUAAGAAGGAUGAGAUUGAGAAUUCUAUUGUACACCGGGUCCAGGGUGUCUUCCGACGUGCUUCAGCAAAGUGGAAAGAUGAUGUUCAACUUUGGCUAUCCUAUGUAGUCUUUUGUAAGAAGUGGGCUGCCAAAGCUCAACUUAGCAAGGUAUUCUCUGCCAUGUUGGCUAUUCAUUCGAACAAGCCAGCUUUGUGGAUCAUGGCCGCAAAGUGGGAAAUGGAAGAUCGCUUAUCUUCUGAAAGUGCAAGACAGCUAUUUCUUCGAGCCCUGCGUUUUCAUCCGGAGUGCCCAAAACUUUAUCAGGAAUACUUUAGGAUGGAGCUGAUGCAUGCUGAGAAAUUGAGGAAGGAAAAGCAAGAAUUUGAAAAAGCCAAAAUGGAUGUGGGGGCUCUUGAUUAUCCUGAAGAAAUCCUUAAGGGCGAGUUGGCACGGAUCAUCUACAAAAAUUCUCUUAGCAUCAUUAAAGAUGCAGAAUUUCACGUGUCACUGCUUUCAAUUGCACAGCUAUUCGACUUUGCCAAAGAUCUUCAAAAAGAAAUUUAUGAUGACCUUCAGGCUCUGCACACAGAUGACCCCCUCACUUGGGAUUAUGUGGCACGGCGAGAAUUAGAGAUCGAGUCGCAGUCAGGAGAAGAGCAGCCUACGACAAAACAAGCCAAAGCAGUGGAGGUGUGCCGGAAGGAGGAGAGGUGCUGUGCUGUAUAUGAAGAGGCAGUAAAGACUCUCCCUACAGAGGCCAUGUGGAAGUGUUACAUCAACUUUUGCUUGGAAAGGUUUGCUAAGAAGACCAACAGUCAGUUCCUCAGAGAGAAGAGGCUGGAAAGAACCAUGAUUGCAUUCAGGAAGGCGCAUGAACUCAAACUUCUACUGGAAUUCCAAUAUAAGCAGUGGAUUGAGUUGUUGCUGCACCAUGACUUCAUUAAGGAGGCUCUGGAGGUGGUAGUGGCCGGGACCGAACUGUUUCGAGACUCUGUGACAAUGUGGCAGAUGAAGCUGCAGGUGCUGAUUGACUCCAAGAGCCCUGAUGUGGCUGCGCUUUUUGAAGAAGCCUUUGUGCACCUGAAACCCCAGGUUUGUCUGCCAUUGUGGAUUUCUUGGGCAGAGUGGAGUGAAGGUGCCCAAAGCCAAGAAGACACUGAAGCAGUCUUUAAGAAAGCUAUCUUAGCUGUCAGAGGUUCCGACUCAGUCACUCUGAAGAAUAAGUACCUGGAUUGGGCUUAUCGAAGUGCUGGCUACAAAAAGGCCAGAGCUGUGUUUAAAAGUUUACAGGAAAGCCGUCCAUUUUCAGUUGAUUUUUUCAGGAAAAUAAUCCAGUUUGAAAAGGAGCAAGAAUCCUGCAAGAUGGCGAACUUAAGAGAAUAUUAUGAGAGGGCUUUGAGAGAGUUUGGAUCUGUAGAUUCUGAUCUUUGGAUGGAUUACAUCAAAGAAGAAUUGAACCACCCCCUUGGUAAACCUGAGAACUGCGGACAGAUCUACUGGCGAGCCAUGAAAAUGUUGCAGGGAGAGUCAGCAGAGGUGUUUGUAGCUAAACAUGCCAUGCAUCAGGCCGGCCAUUUGUGAAAAGAGGAGGAGCACAGCCGGCUUGUCAGAUAGUAUCGUGAGCCCUCCAGGCAGAUUUGUAAUAAGAGUUCAUCUGCAGUUUGCUUAGAGCUGGCAGACAGGUGGCUGUCUGAUUUUGAGACAUGCUUUACUUUUGUUAAUGCGUUAAUCUUUAGUUCCAGAAAAGAAAAGAGAACUGCCGUUUAGUGGCCAGAGGCUGUUUGUUGAGGCUGGACCUACUGUAGGUCUUAAAUCUUUUCCAAAAUACAUGGAAAUCAUGCAACUGAAUUUCCUUUAUUACCUCUGGUAAAGCAUGAGUAUUUCUAAUCUAGGCCUAAUGGCCAGUUAAAAUGGAGGAGAAAGUAUAGUUCAGUGUGUUUAUUUGCUCCUUCUUAUAAAAAUAUACAUGGUAUACAUUUGUUGUAGAAAAUAUGGAGGGAAUAGAAGAACGUGGAGAAGAAAAUAAAAGCAUCCUGUAAUCCCAUCAUCUGGAGUUAAAUUUAGUAAUUUGAUUUCCUUUCUCAGAGUUGGAUUUAUACUGUUAGAUCAUUUACUCAUUCAUUCAUUCAUUCAGUGCCCAUCACAAGCAGGAAGGAAGGGAAGCUUUUUGGGAUGGAAGUAGAGGUUGGAGGAACAGCUGGAUAUCCUGAGAGAGCUGGUUGAAGCAGCAAAAGGAUUCUGGGUAUGGGGGGAAAAGUUAUCUUUUAAGAAGAUUAAGACGUUAUAAAAAUGUCUUCUGUCUCUGGGACUGAUCUGUUUGCAGUGGGAAGGCCGGCAGCAAAAGAAGGGCAGGGGUAAGGAGUAGAUUAGAGCAGCACAGAAGGGCUUCCAAGCAAGGAUGGAGGAUGGCUUGGGGCAGAGAAGGCAUUCUGGGAGCAGGGGAGGCAACUGUUUGAAUUUUAUAUCCUUUAACUUAACAUUGUGAUGUCACUGGGAGAAGCAUUCAGUGAAGUGUUAAUGUUUCACUUAAUACUAUGUUAUUUUUCUAUGUCAUUAAAUAGCCUUAGAAACAUUGAAUGAAUUCAUAACAUUCCAUUGUACAGAUGAGCCAGGACUUAUUUUUCUAAUCCCUUGUGGUUGGAUCUUGUCAUUUCUGAUGUUUUCUUACUAUAAAUGCUGUUGAUGAGGAUUUUUAUAAAUCUUUGUUCACA
Molecule: messenger RNA, 3039 nt
Organism: Equus caballus (horse)
Lineage: Eukaryota; Metazoa; Chordata; Mammalia; Perissodactyla; Equidae
Gene: UTP6
Product: UTP6 small subunit processome component
Biological process (GO): maturation of SSU-rRNA from tricistronic rRNA transcript (SSU-rRNA, 5.8S rRNA, LSU-rRNA)
Cellular component (GO): small-subunit processome; Pwp2p-containing subcomplex of 90S preribosome
Molecular function (GO): snoRNA binding; protein binding
Source: RefSeq, a predicted model, not a curated record